Brassica napus (rape) is the source of this 546-nucleotide messenger RNA. RefSeq names its product secreted RxLR effector protein 161-like. Bases 1 to 546 code for a protein of 181 amino acids. The record is from RefSeq and is a predicted model, not a curated record. NCBI's taxonomy places the organism in Eukaryota, Viridiplantae, Streptophyta, Magnoliopsida, Brassicales, Brassicaceae. The transcript has a single exon.
AUGCAUAAUCCCAAGGUCUCACACGCAGUGGCGUUAAAGCAAGUACUUAGGUAUGUUCGAGGGAGCUACUCUCUCGGCUUGUUUUAUAAAAGAGAGAACAAGAAAGGGCUUGUAGGAUAUAGUGAUAGCAGCUACAAUGUUGAUCCUAAUGAUGGAAGAAGCACAACCGGUUUUAUCUUCUACUUCAACGAGUGCCCUGUAUCUUGGUGUUCGAUGAAACAAGAAAUUGUGGCUUCAUCUUCGUGUGAGGCUGAGUUCAUGGCAGCGACGGAGGCAGCUAAGCAAGCUAUCUGGCUUCAAGAGCUUAUAGGCGAGAUUGUGGAUGAGCCUAACAAAGCAAUGAUACUGAUCGACAACAAGUCUGCUAUUCCCUUGACUAAGAAUCCGGUAUUUCAUGGUAGGAGCAAGCAUAUUCACAAACGGUUUCAUUUUAUUAGAGAGUGUGUAGAAGAUGGGCUGGUAGCCAUGAAACAUGUAGCUGGUAAGGAGCAGAAGGCUGAUAUCUUGACUAAGAGGCACUUGGGAGAUGUAAGUUCAAGGAGAUGA